GCAGGUGAAACUUCAGACCAGAUAUACACUUUGGAAGAAUUAAGAGUCAGAAACCAGUGUGAAGAUCAAGCAGCUUUGAGGUGCUUCCCUGGGGCUGAAUGAAAUGGAGCUGAGAGAAACUAAGCUUAACCUCGGUGGAGAGGAUGGUUAUUCCAAUGCUGCUUUUGAGGAAGAAGAUAUCAAGAACCAGAAUGGGUCAGGAAGAUAUUCACUGAGAAAUCGUAAUGAACAAAAUGGGAAUAGGAUAAAUGUCCACCAGGGGGAAGAACAUGUCACUAUUGAGCAAGAUCUCCCCAAACAGAAAGGAAGCCUAGAGGAAAGUGAACUGACACACCAGAAAGGGUACCUAAAAAAGAAGUAUGAUGAGACUUGUGACUUCUUUAGGAAGCAUAAAGCUGCAAUCCAAUACAUCUUCUAUGGCAUUUUAUUAGCAGGCUGUUUGGCUGUAGUUAUCGCAGCUUGUGUGGUGAACUUUCACAGAGCCCUCCCACUUCUUGUCUUCACUGUUGCUGCCAUAUUCUUUGUCAUUUGGGACUACUUGAUAGCCAAAUAUGAAAGUCAGAUUGCUAAGUUCUUGUCUCCUGGUGGCAGAUUCCUGAACGAACAUUGGUUCUGGUUGAAGUGGCUGAUAUGGAUCUUGCUGAUUACAGGAGUCAUUUGCUGGCUAAUUUUUGACACAGCCAAGCAGGGAACCCAGUCUUUGGUGUCCUUUGGUGGGCUUGUGUUCUAUGUUCUCCUGAUGCUAAUAUUUUCUAAGUACCCAACUAGGGUGUUCUGGAGACCUGUCUUUUGGGGAAUUGGAUUACAGUUUAUUCUUGGUCUUUUCAUUCUAAGAACUACACCUGGAUUCCAGGCAUUCAAUUGGUUGGGGAAUCAAGUAAAGAUUUUCUUGGAGUAUACAGACUCAGGAGCCAUAUUUGUCUUUGGUGAGAAGUAUGCAGACCAUUUCUUUGCUUUUAGGGUCUUGCCAAUAGUGGUCUUCUUCAGCACAGUGAUCUCCAUGCUCUAUUACCUUGGAUUCAUGCAGUGGCUCAUUAGAAAGGUUGGAUGGACAAUGCAGGUUAUCCUGGGAUCAUCUCCUAUCGAAUCUGUAGUUGCUGCUGGCAACAUAUUUGUGGGACAGACUGAAUCUCCACUUGUAGUUCGACCCUAUUUAUCACUUCUCACCAAGUCUGAGCUCCAUGCAGUCAUGACUGCAGGAUUUUCAACCAUUGCUGGAAGUGUCUUAGGUGCAUAUAUUUCUUUUGGGGUUUCAGCAUCACAUUUGUUAACUGCUUCAGUGAUGUCUGCCCCUGCCUCUCUGGCUAUUGCUAAAUUAUUUUGGCCUGAGACUGAAAUUCCUAAAAUAACUCUCAAGAAUACCUUGAAAAUGGAGAAAGGGGACUCGAGAAAUCUCCUGGAAGCAGCAAGCCAUGGAGCCUCCUCCUCCAUCUCUCUGGUGGCAAACAUCGCUGUGAACUUGAUUGCUUUCUUGGCCCUCCUGGCUUUUGUGAAUUCAGCCCUUUCCUGGCUAGGGAACAUGUUUGACUACCCUCAGCUGAAUUUUGAGGUGAUCUGCUCCUAUGUCUUCAUGCCUUUUUCUUUCAUGAUGGGGGUUGACUGGCAAGACAGCUUUCUAGUUGGUGGACUGAUAGGAUAUAAGACUUUCUUCAAUGAAUUUGUAGCCUUCCAACAACUUGGAAAAAUGAUCAAGUUGCGAAAACUAGCUGGACCCAAAUUUGUAGAUGGUGUGCAACAAUAUAUAUCUGUUCACUCUGAAACCAUUGCCACCUAUGCCCUUUGUGGCUUUGCCAAUUUUGGUUCUCUGGGGGUAGUUAUUGGAGGACUCACAUCUAUGGCUCCUUCCAGGAAGCGCGACAUUGCUGGAGGGGCUUUCAGGGCUCUGAUUGCUGGUACUGUAGCCAGCUUCAUGACAGCCUGUAUCGCUGGCAUACUCUCCAGCCCUCCCAUGGAGAUAGAGUGCUAUAGUCUUUUAAAAAAUGCAUUCAACUCAACUUCACCUAGCAACACAACUGAGCUAGUUACCUGUUGCCAAAACCUAUUUACCAGGACACGAGGCUAUUCAGAGAUCCUGAUGGAAUCUUCUCUUUAUUCUCUUCAUUGUCGUUUGGUUUUGGUGUUCCAGAACACUUCACUUGGACACAGGUAUCAAUAAAUUAAUAAACUCACCAACAAAAACAGCUCUGCUCACCAGCCGCUCAUUUGACAUCCUGAACUGGAGGCCCAAAGAGACCCUCCAGAACCAGCAUCAAUUAUAGACCAUGCUAAUUUCACUGGGGCCGAUUUGAAACAAGACAUUUACAUCAGACCUUAGAAAGCCUCAAUGUAACUGUCCAUGUAAAAGCAGACAACUGACUGUCAGAGAGAAGCAGUGUCACCCCCACCCCAAGGAGAUAAGAAAAGAUGUCUAGAAUAAGAGGAAAACUGUCCAUUCCACUCUCAGAUUCUUAAGAGGCACAAUUUGAAAAACAAAAACCAAGAGGAAGAUCUGCUACCAUGGUUACCAUGGUGAAAUCCACAUUCACUAUUCCUUAUCUGUGGUUUUGAGAGAAAACCUCUCUCCAGCUAUGAUACCCUAGGGAAGUGGCUAGGCCUCUGUGCUUCAGUUUUGCCAACUGCAAAAGGGGAAGACCACCAGUUCCAAUCUACUUCACAGAAUUGCAGGGGGGGCACCCUGAUGACUAAUGGAUAGAAUUCCUGAGUUCUUAGACACAAGGAUACAAUUACUUUGUAGGCCCAACAUUUAUGACAUUUAUUAAAGUGUCAUUCCUGUUACUCAGUAAUAGAAAUUCAAAGGGAAAACCCAGGAACAUCAUCGGUUUGGGAUCAUCUCAGCCCCAGCAGGAUACAGCAAAACAAUAACAAUGAAUCAGAAUUUCCUAUGUAUCAUUUUCACUCUUGUAGUUAUCUUCUGGUACCUUGAGGCCAGAUAAGCUUGACUCCCAAGAGUUUUGGGAGACUUUACAGGGUUGGGAGAUUUGAGAAUACAGUUUCUUUCCCUUUAACCUCUCAAAUGUUUGUGAAAUUGAACAAUUGUACAUUUGUGCACCAUGAAAAAAAUAUAUAAAAUAUUUAAAUAGUUUUUGCUAGUAUUUCUGUAAUGCACUUUAAGGUAAGUGCCUAUUUUUAACUGUGUUUCUGACAGAUUUUUAGAAAGGGGAAAAAUGGGUCAGAUGGGAGAACCAAAUACACCAACAAGCAAGGUAUAACCAAUAAGUACAACAAAAGGCCUUUCUAUAUUGUACAAGAAAGUUGAUCUUCUGAUUUACAAUUGUUAUUUGCAACAGCCUUAGGCCACUCAUAGGCCAAACUAUGUCCUUGCUCAGAAAGUUCCACCCCAUUCCUAGUCAUUUCCAAUUGCCAAAGCUAUAACUAAGUCAAGGUGACUGGGGCAUUGUCCUAGGUUAUCAAAAUUUAGAAGACACUGAAAGUACUUUAACACAUAGAAAUAACUGAGUUUAAAAUCAAAUAGUAAGAAUAGUUCGUUGAAAUUGGAAGCCACCAGAUGGUGAAACUCUCCUCUCUUCUUUCUCCUUUCCUCUCCUCUCCCCACCCCAGCCACCCACUAAAAAACUACAUAAGCAUGCAUUUUGGGUGAAUUGCUCUCUAGCCCUGCCCUGUUGUCUCUCCUGGUGGCAGCUUCCUCAGCAGGGGUAAUAAGCAUCCUGAGAGAGGUCUCCACCCACAGGGGCUGAUGUCCAAGGACCUCUAACUCCCCAUCACAGGGUGGUAUCCAAGGUACAAGGGCUUAGUGGUAAUGUCCUUAGGUCUCUUUCUCAAACUGAACUUGUCUUUAAACAUCAACAUCUGCUUGUCUUGGGAGUGUUGUAGGAGGUUUGCUCGGGGCACAAGCCUGCCAGACAAUGAGAUAAUCUCUCCACUCUUAUCCCCUAGCCUCGUGUUUCUCUGCCACAUUGUUUGCAGCUGCUUUCAGCUUUGAAGGAUUCAAUGAUAGGCAAAACAGGAAAAAGUUCUACAAAUACCAGAAUCCUCAGAUAAUUUCACCCUUUUCAACAACAUUCAAUGCUCACUUAACUGUCUACAGUCUAGUAAAGUUUACUGCAAUAUGAA
Phascolarctos cinereus (koala) is the source of this 4071-nucleotide messenger RNA. The record is from RefSeq and is a predicted model, not a curated record. Lineage: Eukaryota; Metazoa; Chordata; Mammalia; Diprotodontia; Phascolarctidae.